Molecule: messenger RNA, 3093 nt
Organism: Paramacrobiotus metropolitanus
Lineage: Eukaryota; Metazoa; Tardigrada; Eutardigrada; Parachela; Macrobiotidae
Product: glypican-6-like
Biological process (GO): cell migration; regulation of signal transduction; regulation of protein localization to membrane
Cellular component (GO): extracellular region; plasma membrane; synapse
Source: RefSeq, a predicted model, not a curated record
UGACUUUCAGCCCAACGGCAAACAGUGCGCGUACAGGCGGAGAGCGGAAAUAAGCCAAGCAAGUCCAAACGUGUAUCGUCCGUUUGUAUUAAAUCGCAUAUUUUUGGCCGCGCGUCUUUAACUGCUCUUAUCCGGACCCGAUAUUACAUUUUCCCAUCCCAUGUAUUGUGUAUUAUCAGACACCCCCCCAACAACCGGACGGAGAGAGUGUAAUUACCUGACUAAUAAUCCUUGUUCAACCUGCCGAAAAUAUGCGCCACUGUUAGCAUUUUUAUGACAAUCAUAUCGCCGCCGCUCGGUACACAAACGCACACACUCACACAUAUACACCAGGAAUUUGUCACUGAUGUUUCCCAGUACCGAUUGACCAUGUGAGAAAUCCUUAUAAUCAUGUGAAAAUUGCAACGCUUGUAAUACGGAUUCUUAAUGCUCCACAAUCUAUGGCUACAUCUUCCCGGCUUUCGGUACCGGUUGACAACCGUUUUUAUAUGCAUCACGAAUCUAAUAUAAAUUAUUUAUAAAGUAUGGAAAGCUAUAUUGGGAUAUCCGGCUGCGGUACGAUGAUCCUGUGGUAUUUGGCAUCAUGUUUAUGCAUCAGGAUGACAUAUGCCGCUGCAGCGACGACGGCGGUCCAAUCUAAUCAGACCAGUCUAAUCCAAACAACACCCGCAACACAGUUGGAUAAUUUCACUCGGGAAUCAAGAGAAAUCCAAUGCUUACCGAUUAGGCAUGCCUAUGCCCAGACAACUGCCAAAGGGAUUGAUGGCUUACAAGUGCCUAGAAGAGCCAUUAAUGGUGAUCACUUGAAGUAUUGCUCACAGGAAAGCACAUGUUGUACAGAGGACACGGAAAGGAGACUGCCGGUGCUGGCGCUGGCCGACUACGAGAAACUUCUUCAGGAUCACCUCAACCGCUUUAAAACACUCCUUACUACCAGGACAGCCAAGUUUGACGACUUUUUUUCGGACCUAAUACGGACCGCUAAAAAUAACCUGCACGACAUGUUCAUCAAGACAUACGGUGACAAUUAUAAGGACAAUGCCGGUAUCUUCACCGAACUGUUCGAUGAUCUGGAGAAGUAUUACCGGGGUAACCGCGGCAACACCGUGGACCUGCAGGCCUCCAUGAACCGUUUCUUCAGCCGGUUAUUCCAGAAGAUCUUCAUCAUGCUCAAUCCCACACAGCAGUUCGACAGCCAGCAGCUGCAGUGUUUAGCCCGAAAUAUGGAGAAAAUUCGUCCGUUCGGGGAUGCCGCCGACAACCUUAGCAAGCAGGUCAAACGCAGCUUCACGGAAGCCAGGACGUUCGUACAGGCGUUGGCUAUUGCGCGGGAUACGGCCCGAACUGCCUCGGAGAUUACGCCAUCGGUGGGUAGCCACUGCUCCGUCGCACUGACCAGGAUGAUGUACUGUCCACAGUGCCGCGGACUGCAGAACCUGAAACCUUGCCAUCCAUACUGCUUAGCCGUUAUGAAGUCCUGCCUCGGACAACACAUUGAUCUCGACAACGAGUGGAACCAAUUUGUCGAUGCGCUGCUCUUAUUAGCCGACCGGCUAAGAAAUCCAUACAAUAUUGAGGCGGUGGUUGCGCCCAUUGAUGUCAAAAUAUCCGAGGCCAUCAUGAAUCUCCAAGACAAUGGGCCGAAAAUUUCCGAGCAGGUGCUGAAAGAGUGCGGUGCCAAGCGUACCCGCCGCGCUGCCCCGCCAGCCACUUAUCAACCUGACCAAAACACUCCGUUGUCAGCCAGCGUUCAUCCAGUUACCGGUCUGGUCAGUCUAGACCAUCUCAGUAAGGAACUGAAAGAGAAACUGGCUCCCACCAAGAACUUUUGGAGCAGCCUCCCCGGGCAGAUGUGCAGUGAUUACGGGAAGAGCAUUAAAACCCCGCUGCAGGAUGACUGCUGGAACGGAUUAACCAAAUCCAAGUCGAUUGCGUCAGCGGUGGAAGCGGCGGGUAACCCGGGCGCAAAGAUGACCAAGAGUCUGACGGAAGCGCCCGGCGGCACGGAGAGCGGUGUAGGAAAGGGUGGGCUGAUUAAUCAGCAGAUUCAGCAGCUGCGAGUGGCCACCAUGCGAUUGCGACAGGCGUAUAACGGCACGGAUGUGGAUGUUAUCGAACCUGUGGCCGAUUCUGACGACGAAGACCAUACCGCGGAAUCCUCCAUAACAGCUGACGUGGAAGGCAGCGGCAGCGGUGAUGGUGCAUUCGACGCGGACGGCUCCGAUUUAGAACCCGACGAGGACGACGAAGACACCGAAAUCGAAGGCUCCGGCCUGAUCGAGUCCACCGUGGCCACCAUCCGCGUCCACGGCCCGAGCGCCAUCACUCUCCCGCCGGAGAUCCCUAUCAUCAUCCCCGAGACGAUAUCAUCGGCCGCGCCUCCCCGCCCUGCCGCCCCCAUCACCAUCGAGCACGAGGUGCGUCCCCUACCCACCUCCACCACGCCAGACGAUCUCCACUUCGACACCACGACGACCACCCACCGCCCGGCCAUCAUCGUCACGACGGCCCCGCCCACCACCCGCAGACCACCGGAGCCCAAGCGGCCGCCGGUGGCCGCCGCGCCUUACUGCCAUUCCUCCGUUUUCCUGAUACUUUUAUCUGUGUUAAUAUGGCGGUUCAGUAGUUAGCUGAACGCGACCACCCCCGGGGACGCACGCAGAUUAUGUGCCGUUUAUUGCUGACCUUUUGACAUUGUGGUCCGCGCCCGCCGCCCGCCCCGAUGGCCCGAGAGAAAGAGCCGGCCGGGUGCCGACACAAUAUGUGAUCUUUCGAUGCAGUUUUUAUUAAUUUUGUCUGUUUUGAAAAUAAGUACAUGUCUCGUUCGUUGUUUUUGUGGACAUGUCGACUUCUUUUUUACGUUUUUCGUACUGUCUUUUUCUGGUUAAGUUAAUUGUUUUUUUGUUAGCUGUGCCGUUUUUUAAAAUCCAUGUUGUCAUGGGUCCAAGUUGAUAGUAUGGAGAUUUUAAAAAUUUUAAUCCUCUGCGUUCGGUUAGUACUUUUGACAGACUUGUUACUGGUGUAUUUUUAAUGGUUACCUAUGUGUAGGAAGUUCUAUAUUGUGAUUGCGUUAAUAAAAUACUGGUUUCGUUG